AUGACCAAAAUCCUGGAGACUUCAACUCUUUCGCAUGACGUCAUCGAUAAGGAACAAGCCGCACGGACGGUUCAGAGAAUCUAUCGCGGUCAUCGAACGCGGCGAGAGUUGCGUGGACUCGGUUUAGCUGCUUCCACCCGAUGGGUUGAGGCCUUCCGAGAAGCCCAGUGGCAGCAACUCCAUCGACCUCCAGAACCUCGCGUGGCACCCGGCAAUGAUGGCUUCAACCAAGCUCGUCGAAACUGGCAACGAGCGGUUAGUGUCGCUAGGCGCGUCGGCGGAGACGAUCGUGUAUCGGAAGUUUCACCUUCCACGACGAAUCGAUCAGAGCAUAACACAGAGAUGGCAUCGGGUGCUACGGCAAAGAUGAUGGACCUUCAAUACUUUCUCGAAAUGGUCGACCUCAAACAUCGACAUGGAAGCAAUCUGCGCUCGUACCACACGUAUUGGCGGAAUUCAUCAUCUAACGAGAACUUCUUCUAUUGGUUGGACUAUGGCGAUGGAAAAAACAUUGAGCUUCCACAAUGUUCACGAGAAAGACUCGAGAAAGAACAAGUCCGCUAUCUCACUCGUGAAGAACGUUUGAAUUACAUGGUGAUGGUAGAUGAGACUGGGCUCUUCCGCUGGGCUAAAAACAAUGAGCCAGUGUGGACAAAUACGGCACGUUUCAAAGAUAGUCUCCAGGGGAUUGUGGGGAUCGAGGAUGAUGUGCCUCAAUUCAGUGGGAACUCCACAAUUCUACAACCAGAUUCCGCCUGGGACUCAUCACCGUCAACGUCAUGUUCAUCAUCAUCAAUAUCAACAUCUGCAAGACAAAGUUUUGACCUAAUCCCAAAUCAAGAUCCGAAGCAUUUCACCGAUGAGGAGUACAAAGCCACGAACACGAUGAAAAACCUGGUACACGCCAGCCCCGCUGCUGCAUUUAAGCGACUUUUGGGCAAGUCCUCAGAGAAAGAAGAAACGUGGCUAUUCGUUGCAGAUACCUCUUUUCGUUUGUACAUUGGCAUAAAGAAAUCAGGUGCCUUCCAGCAUUCAUCUUUUCUUCGAGGUGCCCGUAUCGCAGCAGCUGGAAUGAUCAAGAUCAAACACGGCCAACUUCGAAGCCUGGCACCACUCAGUGGUCAUUAUCGCCCUCCAGCUGCUAAUUUUAGAGCAUUCCAUCAUGUCCUACAGCAACAAGGCGUUGAUAUGUCCCAUGUUUCAAUGAGCAAGUCUUACAUCAUGCUCGCUGGAAUUGAAGGUUAUACCAAAACAAAACGAAAGGCGCGUGCUGUACAUGAGAAGGUCGACACUUCCAAGCAAAAGUUUCAUCAAUCCCAAGAAUGA
Penicillium samsonianum is the source of this 1326-nucleotide messenger RNA. Its product is annotated as IQ calmodulin-binding motif protein. Gene Ontology annotation, molecular function: protein binding. The coding region runs from base 1 to 1326 and encodes 441 amino acids. The transcript has 5 exons. NCBI's taxonomy places the organism in Eukaryota, Fungi, Ascomycota, Eurotiomycetes, Eurotiales, Aspergillaceae. The record is from RefSeq and is a predicted model, not a curated record.